Brassica rapa (field mustard) is the source of this 3527-nucleotide messenger RNA. RefSeq lists its product as uncharacterized. Gene Ontology annotation, biological process: telomere maintenance; DNA repair. NCBI's taxonomy places the organism in Eukaryota, Viridiplantae, Streptophyta, Magnoliopsida, Brassicales, Brassicaceae. The record is from RefSeq and is a predicted model, not a curated record. Gene Ontology annotation, molecular function: DNA helicase activity.
AUUUCAAACCAGUGGGAAUUCGGAACGAAGCAAGAUAAGAGAAGAUCUGGUUGAGGCGAUAAUGAACAUGCUAAGGGCCUCUAAUGUUCAUGUGAAGACUUUCAGAAAUGCAAAGGACAGAUUUAAUAAUGAAGACGAACGGGAAGAGUUAUCUCUGGUUUUGAUUCACAGUCGACUAAAGGAUGGUCGUGUUUACAAUUUGCCCACUUCUUCUGAAGUAGCUGCAUUAGUGGUUGGAGAUUUUCAGGAAAAUAUGGACAAGCGUGAUAUUAUUUUGGAGAAAAAUUCUGGUAAGCUGAAAAGGAUCAAUGAAUUGCAUCCUUGCUAUCUUCCACUUCAGUAUCCACUCAUUUUUCCAUAUGGAGAAGAUGGCUUUCGCUUAGGUAUCCAACAUGGUUUCACGGGAUUAAAAAAAAAUAGAAAACCCAACAUAAGUAUGAGGGAGUUCUUUGCAUAUCGGAUUAUGGUUCGUGAGGUUGGUUCGCAGGUCCUUCUACUAUCACGCCGUUUACUUCAACAGUUUCUGGUGGGUGCCUAUACUAUGAUCGAGAGCCAUCGUCUUCGAUAUAUUCGGAAAAACCAGUCAAAUCUCCGGACACUGAAAUUUAGCAAGUUUGUUGCUGCUGCAAAUGAUGGCAAUUCUAGCGUGGCUAUAGAAGGUAACCGCAUCAUCAUUCCAUCAUCAUUCACAGGUGGUCCAAGGUAUAUGCAUCAAAUGUAUUUGGAUGCCAUGUCUAUAUGCAAAUACUUUGGAUUUCCAGAUCUUUUUAUAACCUUCACAUGUAACCCUAAGUGGCCCGAGCUAACAAGGUAUUUUAAGAAGUACAACCUCAAGUCUGAGGAUCGACCAGAUUUGUGUUGUAGACUUUUUAAAAUUAAGCUUGACAGCAUGAUGGAUGAUCUUACAAAAAAGCAGCUUCUUGGAAAGACAGUCUCUGCUAUCUAUACAAUAGAGUUUCAGAAAAGAGGACUCCCACAUGCUCAUAUUCUAUUGUUCAUGGACUCUAAGCACAAACUUCCAAAUGCUGAAGAUAUUGAUCGCAUCAUAGCAGCUGAAAUCCCUGAUAAAGCCGAAGAACCAAGAUUAUAUGACAUUGUCAAGGACAUGAUGAUUCAUGGUCCAUGUGGGAAGGUUAAUAGAGAUUCUCCAUGUAUGCAAGAUGGGAAGUGUAGCAAAUUUUUUCCUCGAAAACAUGUUGAGAAGACAACUGUGGAUGAACAAGGGUAUCCUGUUUAUAGGAGACGAGAAAAUGGGUGCUCUGUUGAGAAGAAAGGAAUUCCAUGUGAUAAUCGGUUUGUGGUUCCCUACAACAAGGAGCUAUUGCUUGCGUAUAAUGCUCAUAUUAAUGUGGAAUGGUGUAAUCAGUCGCGGUCUAUUAAGUACUUAUUUAAGUACAUUAACAAAGGCCAAGACCGUGUUACAGGAACGGUUACUCAGAAGUGUAGUGUCGAGGCUACUUUGGCAGGAACAUCAACUAACACGGCAGAUGUAGUAGGUGAUACCAGAGCCACAGAAGCUGAUAGGACAGCUGCAGAUGGAGGGGAACCAACUAUUGACGAAAUUAAAAACUAUUUCGAUGCAAGGUAUAUAUUGUUUAUGUUCUAUGUGACUUCUAUAUUGUUUUAUAUAAAAUUUUCUUUAAUUGAAGUCAAUUCCAUUUGUUUAUUUAUAAAUAGAUAUCUAUCUGCUUGCGAAUCGUCAUGGAGGAUUCUAGCAUUCCCAACGCAAUACCGUUCUACACCUGUGGAGAAGCUUACGUUUCAUCUUGAGGGAGAGCAACCAGUAGUCUACAAACAUGGUGAUACUGUCGAAAGUGUAUUGGCUCGAGUGCAGCUUACAAAGACUAUGUUUUUAGCUUGGUUUGAUUGUUGUGAACUAUACCCUGAAGCUAGAGAAAUUACAUAUGUGGAAAUGCCUACCCGAUUUGUCUAUGAUGCUAAGCAAAAGGUUUGGAAUCCAAGAAAGAAAGGUUUUGCUAUUGGAAGGUUAACACCCGUUUCUCCAGGUUCUGGCCCACGUUAUUUUCUGAGGGUUCUUCUUAACAAGGUAAAGGGUCCAAGGUGCUACAAUGAUAUCAAGACGGUUAAAGGGAUAAUCCUACCCAGUUAUGAGGAUGCCUGUUACGAGCUUGGUUUGCUGGAUGACGACAAAGAGUAUAUUGAAGGAUUAAAAGAAUGCAGUUUUUGGGCUUCCAGCGGGUACGUGCGCCACUUAUUUGCAAAGAUGUUGUUAUCUGGGUCUCUAUCUAUGCCGAAAUUAGUAUGGGAAUCAUGCACUGAUAUAUUAUCAGAAGAUGUCCUAUACAUUGAGAGGAAGAAGCCAUUUAUUCUGUCUUCUAACAAACUAUUUUUUAUUGGCAUAUCAGGACUCAUUUUGAGUGAGGAAGAAGUGCUGAAUGAAACGUUAGUAUUGAUUGAAAAAAUACUGCGUUCAAAAAAUAGUUCACUGGCUAAGUGGGAGACAAUGCCAAAACCUGUUUUUAUUGAUCAUUCUGUUUAUGACAACAAUCUAUUACAAGAGGAGCUAAACUACGCAAGAGAAGAAUUGCGAGGGCAACAUGACGAGUGGAUUACACAGUUGACUGAUGAGCAAAGGUCUGUUUAUGAUGCAAUUCUAGGAUCGGUUAUGAGUGGUAAAGGUGGAGUCUUUUUUGUCUAUGGGUUUGGAGGAACGGGAAAAACAUUUUUAUGGAAUAUUCUUUCAGCUGCAAUAAGGUCAAAGGGUGAUGUUGUUCUUAAUGUUGCAUCUAGCGGUAUUGCUUCUUUAUUGCUUCCAGGUGGGAGGACCGCUCAUUCAAGGUUUGGUAUUCCUAUAAGUCCAGAUGAGUUCUCCACUUGCAAUAUAGAACCUGGAAGCAAUCAGGCCGAAUUGGUUGCGAAGGCUUCAAUGAUUAUUUGGGACGAAGCCCCUAUGAUGAGCAAACAUUGCUUUGAGGCGUUGGAUCGUACUUUAUGUGACAUUAUGAAGACUACUGAUGGAAGGCCAUUUGGUGGCAAAGUAGUUGUUUUUGGUGGUGAUUUCCGGCAAAUACUACCAGUAAUUCCAAGGGGAAACCGAGCUGAUAUUGUCAUGGCGGCGCUAAACUCUUCUUAUCUAUGGAAGCAUUGCAAAGUGUUACAGCUGACAAAGAAUAUGAGGCUCUUUUCAGAAACAGAUCCUCGAGAAGCUGAGGAGAUUAAAAAAUUUUCCGACUGGAUUUUGGAUGUAGGUGACGGAAAGAUUAACGAGCCAAACAGUGGAGAAACUAUGAUUGAUAUUCCUAAAGAUCUGCUGGUUAUGAAGUGCACUGAUCCUAUUGAAGCUAUCGUCUCUGAAGUAUAUGGCAACACUUUCAAAGAUUCGAAGGAUCCAUUAUUUUUCCAGGAAAGAGCAAUAUUGUGUCCUACGAACGAAGAUGUUGAUGUUAUUAACAACUAUAUGCUUGAUCGUCUAGCAGGUAAUUUUUUAGACGUUGCACACUAUUAAACGUUAGCUAUCAGUUUUGUUGCUACUAUGUUCUUUUAUACUGUGUAUCAUAGGAUUCUUA